Lates calcarifer (barramundi perch) is the source of this 901-nucleotide messenger RNA. Its product is annotated as protein lin-7 homolog C. The record is from RefSeq and is a predicted model, not a curated record. The coding region runs from base 319 to 684 and encodes 121 amino acids. Gene Ontology annotation, molecular function: protein binding. NCBI's taxonomy places the organism in Eukaryota, Metazoa, Chordata, Actinopteri, Centropomidae. The transcript has 5 exons.
AACAAUUAAAUACUUGUUGUCCAACAGGUAGAGACAGCUGGCAGGUAGUCUGGAUGAGGAAUGAAAAACCUCGCCAAAAUCAUUUGCAGUCUCGGUGCUCUCUGUGCCCUUUUCUAAUUUUUCGGCGACUUCAGUUAUGUAAGAGAUUAAACGUGUGGAUGAAGGUGGAGAUGUUUGGAACCGACAGCCUGGUUAACUGGAAUUAGAGGCAGGCUGCCUGUGUAGACAGACCAUCAUGUGGCUGAAAGCUGAAGGCUGAAGGCUGGGGAAGCUCCGACCGACCGUCCGUCUCACCGGAGAAGCGGGCUCCAUGUCAAGAUGCCAACCUUUUCAGUCAUGUAUAAAGGAGCUGUCAUCAUUAGCAGGACACUAAUGGGUCCAUAUGGAGUAGAUCGAGCUGUUCAUUCCAUGGAGUUUACAGACUGUGAGAAUGGCCUGGGAAUUAAAGUCAUCGGUGGAGUGAAGGAGCAAACUGGAGAGGAGUUUGGAGUCUACGUGAAACGGAUUUUACCAGGAGGCCUUGCUUCAAGUGAUGGAAACCUGAUGCCAGGGGACCAGAUCUUGGAGGUGAACGGGGACAGUCUAGUAGGAGUCACAAGUGAAAGAGCUGUGGAUAUCUUGAGAGCCGCCUCUGCAACCAAUCACAUGCGCCUUCUCAUAGCCAGAGAUGAGGAAGCAAAGUAAGCAGACAUCUGUAUAUACUGUACUGUACACUCAUUCACUGAUGUGGAGGCAAAACAGACCAACCACAUGACUUUGUGAUAGUACAGCUGUGAUUUUAGCAUGAAUUAAAAAGUUCAGCUUCUGCCAAAUCCAUCUGCUAAACAUCGGAACCACGGGAAGCGAUCUGUAUAUGCAGGAUCAUUUGGUAUCCUUGGUAACCAUUAAAAAGCAGUUAAAA